Molecule: messenger RNA, 792 nt
Organism: Mesorhabditis belari
Lineage: Eukaryota; Metazoa; Nematoda; Chromadorea; Rhabditida; Rhabditidae
Source: the annotation of a GenBank genome assembly
AUGAACUCGUUGAUGCGGGUGACCCAACGCUUCAACUCAAACUUUGCUCCUCUUGGGUCGGCUCUCGUCAAAAGGAAACGUUUUUACAAGAAAGUCGAUGUGAUUCGAGAGGAUCCUUUCUUCAAAGUGACGUUGGAUGGGCGAGUGUUGAAGACGCAAGCUGGCAAACCAUUGAAGGUUGACUCCGAACCGCUGGCACUGGCUAUUGCCGAAGAAUGGGCAUCACAAAAUGAAAAUCUCGAGAUUGGGUUGAUGAGAUUAACCGGACUUGCCUUCACUGCUCACGAUAAUCCAUUGUUAUGUACAAAGCAGUCAAUAACCGACAAGCUAUUGGAGUAUUUGGAAAACGAUACAAUCCUCUUCUACAACGAUGAGAGUACCAACUUACACGAAGAGCAGGUCAAACGAUGGACGCCUUUAAUAAAAAAUGCAAAUACAGAACUGGGGACUUCGUUGAAACCGAUUACAAAUUUAAUGGAUACGGUUGUUUCAAACGAGGAUCGCAAACGAUUUGGCGGAUGGUUGUUAUCACACAAUGAAUGGGCGCUUCAUGGAUUACAAUAUGCUGUCGAAUCGGUGAAAUCAGUUUUGAUUCCAUUCAAUGUGCUCCAGUGGAAAGUUACCGCUCCUGAAGCUGUCGAAUUAGCUGCAUUGGAGCGAAAAGUACAAGCACAAGUUUGGGGAGAGGUUGAAUGGGCACAUGGUAUCGAAGACGAGGAACUCCUCUCUCGUCUUUCCACUGCUUGUUUAUUUGUCUAUCUGAAUUCUAACAAAAUGCGCACAAAUGAUGUC